Pristis pectinata (smalltooth sawfish) is the source of this 7278-nucleotide messenger RNA. RefSeq names its product zinc finger protein 367 (gene znf367). The record is from RefSeq and is a predicted model, not a curated record. Gene Ontology annotation, molecular function: ionotropic glutamate receptor binding. Lineage: Eukaryota; Metazoa; Chordata; Chondrichthyes; Rhinopristiformes; Pristidae. The transcript has 5 exons. Bases 655 to 1557 code for a protein of 300 amino acids. Gene Ontology annotation, biological process: homophilic cell-cell adhesion. Gene Ontology annotation, cellular component: cell-cell junction.
UACUUGAUAUUUGCUUUGAACCCUGCAUUUGUGGCUGAUUUGUGCAUUAAUACCAGAAUGAUUUAUAAGCUUGCCUUUAUUUUUUCCACUAACGUUUGGUCCAACGUAUAAAAUCAAAAUAAGCACAAUAAAAGGGAAUAUUAAUUGAUCUACUGGUGCAGUUUUUACUUUAUGUACAGGGAUUAUAUAAAUAGUUGUUAUCCAUGACGAUGUUUGCUCGAUAAAUACUGGCGAAACUGAUGUUCAAUUUUAAUUUCAUAAAGUAGCAUUUUCCAAUAUCUGUCUCUUUAACGAUUAAAAACAAACAAAUGACAACAACAGAAAAUGCUGGAAACGCUCAGCGGUCAAGCAGCAAAUGAUCAGCUCAUUUGCAAGAAAACGUUAUAACCGCUGGCAGAUAAAACCUGAGCUCGGCCAAUAAGCAGAGCGCGUUAGCUCCUGAUUGGCCGAGCCUGGAAGAUCCGCGCCAUGAAUGGAGCUGUCAGUCAUUCAUUGUGACGUUAAGGGGUCCAGCGCGGCGUUCGGUUGGUUUGUGCAGAAAGGGCGGGAAAUGCUUAAACGCGGGAGUUUCUGUUCGAGUCGCCGCUCUGUCACCGCGAUUUUAUUUAUUUAUUUUCACUAUUUUUCCGUCUGUCUCUGCGCAUCGUCGUUGCGAUGGCGGAAAAUCAGGUCGCCUGCGGUUCUCCUAAGCGUGUUUCUGUCAUUAAAACCACCCCGAUUAAACCCAAACGCGUGGAUGUGACGCCCACCAGCCCCGGGUUCAGUGAUUUCAUGGUGUAUCCGUGGAAGUGGGGUGAGAACGCGCACAAUGUUACCCUCAGCCCCGGAGCCUCCUUCACCGGUAACGGCGGCAGGGACUCCCAGCGUGGGCCCGCUGGAGCCGCGGCGGCGGCUCUCGACCGGGAGCUUGAGCAUCUCUCGCAGGAUGGAACAAGACGCGGCCGCCCAAGAGCAGAGCUAAUCCGUGAUCUCAUAAAUGAGGGUGAGCACUCUUCGAGCAGGAUCCGCUGCAAUACUUGUAACCGAGUGUUUCCUCGUGAGAAGUCCUUACAAGCUCACAAGAGAACGCACACGGGUGAAAGACCUUAUUUAUGUGACUAUCCAAACUGUGGGAAAGCAUUUGUUCAGAGUGGCCAACUAAAAACCCACCAGCGCCUUCACACUGGGGAAAAACCAUUUGUCUGCUCUGAAACUGGCUGUGGAAGCAGGUUCACACAUGCCAAUCGUCAUUGUACCAAGCAUCCUUAUGCACGCUUACGGAGAGAUGAAGUAUCUAAUGGGGCAACCAAAACACAGGCUGCGGACAAUGAUGCUGUUGCAGAGUGGCUGACAAAAUACUGGGAGAUGCGAGAACAGCGCAUGCCUUCUGUUAAGAACACAGGCCAGAAGGCUGACCAGGAGCAGCAGGAUCCCAUGGAGUUCAUCCAGUCUGACGAAGAUGAGGACGAAGAGAAAAAUGGGCCACAUGCUGCAGCACGCCGCCGUAUGCAAGAGCAACGAGAGCGACUACAUGGUGCUCUGGCUCUCAUUGAGCUGGCAAACUUAACUGAAGCGUAGCUGCGCCAAUAGAUACGAUGCAAUGCAUGUAUCUCAUGAAGGGGAACUGUCUGUGGACUAGUGUUGUAUUAAUCCACUAGGCAGAAGCAAUGCACCUUAUAUUUUGCUUUUUAAUAGGCUGCUAUUACGUAGAAUUUAAGAUGAUGAAUGUUGUUGCCCUUGCUUAAAGGAGCACAAGUGUUAUGCACUUUUUGUCUGGAAGAAGUUUAUAUAAAGUUUUAGUUCAGUAAAUCAGAUAAUGUAGAGCAGGGAGGGGUAGAGAGCCUGCAAGUGUCACAUUCUAGCUAUUGCAGAAACAUAUAACCUGCAUUUAUAAUACAAAAUUCACACUGUUUGAUGGCAUGUAAGAUGUUCAGUGCCUUUCUGAGAUCUAUCUUCCAGUAAACUUCUAUUUAACACCAGCAACAUGAAGUUUUAAAAGAAAAACAGGAAGUUAAUUAGCAUUUGAAAGAGGAAAAUUUGGCCUACUUUUCAGAUAGAACACUUAUCUCAAAGUGUGGCACAACUGUUUUCAGAAGGUAACUGAUGUUGUGGAGUCCUUUUUUCUGUUGUCAUUGGUUAAACUUCAGGUUUCCAGCAUUCAGAGUAUUUUGUUUCUUGUGUCAGACAAAAUCCUGUUCUGUUCCAAUAGUAACUUCUGUUUUUCCCCCGGCAAUCCUUUUAAAAUGCACUGAGCUCUUCUAUUUGAGAACCACUACUACAUUUGGAAGGGUAGUGUAGUGAUUUUUAUUUUUCCCACCAUUAGACAGUCUUGACUUAUUGGGAAUAAAUCAUUCACUAGAUAUGGGAAUUGAGAAAAAUUGACUAAAUUGGAACCACUUUAAGAUGUAUUCUCAUAAACCACCAGUUUUCAUAAACAAGUUUUGGAUACUUGGUAGAUCUAAAAGACGUGAUGUAAACCAAGUUUCAUCAUAUUGUAGGAUAAAGCAUUUGUACCACUGAGCCCUUGUUUUAUAAUAGCCUAGCACAGGAAAUGCAGAUUACUUUGAUUUUUGGAAAGAAGGGUUAUUUGAAAUGAGUUUUUGCAUCCUCAUUGGUGUUGGAAAAUUUGUAACAUCUAAUCAGGGCUGGUUAUAAAUAAACAUUGGCACUUGUAUUGUUGUUGAAGGUGAGUGCUGCUGAAGCAGAACUGAGAGCGUAGCACUGGACUUGUUCUUUUUAGAGCACUAAAAGUAUAGGACGAAUACUUCUGUGCAAAACACAAGAUAAAUUGCACCUCUUGUGUGUUAGAUGCGACUUGUAUUCCGUCAAAUGGAUGAGCAAUCCUGUGAGAUCUGGAUCCUGAUUAGGGCAAAUAUUUAAGGCAAUGACUUGACUAAAUUUGCAGGAUUUGUUGUGUUUGACUAGGUGCAGUGUGACUUGUAUUAACUUGUACAUAACAAUUUAACAAGUACUUGAAACAGUGAGGAUGUUGCUUGCUAAACACCAACAUAUUGCCUACCCUAAUUUGAUUUCUAAAAUGCAAGCUUGGGGCUCUACAAGAGAAAUGUGGCGCUCAUUAAUUUAAGUUGUUAAAGUUUGUACCAGGUGAUUUUUGGUGAUGGAAGAAGUUUUGUUGACUUUCCUGUUGGCAACACUAAAUUGUAUUGCUGUGUGUCAGUAGUUUUAUUAUAGUCUUUGCAGUUUUGUAGCUUGCAGUUAUUAAAAUGUAAGAAGAAAACAAUGCAUCCUCUUUGUUGGACAGCUUCAAUUUGUUUUACCAUAAUCCAAUAUUUUCUGCCUUGUGCUUUCAUUUACCAGUAAGAUAUUUAGUUGCUGCAUGAAAUUUUAAAUUUGCUAAGUUGAAAAGCUUGACAUGCAGUUAUACUCUAACAGCUGUCAUAGUUGCAUAUAUUUUACACCAACAUUUUUGCAGCAUUGGCUAAAGCUACUGAGACUGAAUGAAUCUGUCAUUUUCAAAGGAAAAAAAAGCAGCAGUCUGUCCUCAGUGACCAUACAUUAAGGAUUUCUGUUUUUCUAAGCCAAUUGUGUCAAUCAGAUUCUAUUCAAGACUUCCUUCAUCAGCUAAUUAGAUUUUUUUUGUGUAAUUGAAACUUAUUUAUUUUAGAUUAGCAUUGGAUGUAGCUGAUGUCAUUUCAAUGUGUAUUUUAUGUAGAAGCUGGCCUACACUUGGAGAUGUAUAAACCCACUUUGUUGGAAACUAGCUACAGCUGCAGAUGCUGUAGCUUGUUUGGUGAGUGCUAACUCUUCAAGACAAACAUUGCAGCCAUGGCCAAAAGUAUGAAUUGCUCCUUGACUAGGCCAUUCCUACCAUGUAAUGCAUGUAAAUUGGGAGCAAAGUGCCUAAGAUUUAAAGGGAAACUGUAAUAACUUUUCAAUUUUCUAUAGUUCUGGAGGGUAUUGUGGGUUCAUACAACUCCAAUCUGUGAAAGGAACUGGAGGUAGAAUGGGUUUCAAACGGGAGUGUCUUUCCUGAGAGGAACUUGUGGUUUUUUUUAUUCCCUCAAUUUUGUUGUUAAAAGGAUUUGUGAAAUUUAAUUGCUCUGUAACCAAUUCUAAUUUAAACAGAUUUGUGUACCAGAAUAGAACUUGUAGUCAAGUUGUGUUAGUGUCACUGACUUGCAAGGUUAUUUGUCAUCUGGUCUUGCAAAGCUAAAGACUGCUGUGCAUUGUUUGUACAUUAAUAUUGCAUUGCCACAAAUGAUAUUACUAUUAGUUGAUUAACACCUUCCCCACCCUCACCUUCCAUUGCUCCUCACUCUGAAAAAUAAUUGGUUUUGUCUUUUGCAUUGUGUGCUAUCCUGUACCUAAGAUGGAAAGAUGGCUUGUCUCCAUGCCUCUUUCCAAGCCUCUACCAGGAACUGUAGGCUGGAACCUUUCCCUCUCCCCAUUUGUGUACUGUGGCCCAUGCUUUCUUUUUGGGUAACAUCAGAAUCUUGGUGUAUCCUGACAAUUCCCUAAAUGACUUCCAAGAUGUGUGUUUUUCAUUUCUACUGAUUACAGAGCCAUUAUACUUUGCAUUGCAUAGCACCACCCAGUGGUUCUAGUUUUGUAGAACAGAUGUUGCAUGACUAACUUGGUAAUGCAACUGAAUUUCAAAAGCUGAAAGGAUUUGGGGAAAUAGUUAAUGUUGAGUGUGGGGCCAGUACUGCUUUAAGUGUGAGCUUUCUUCACUACACUUAUUAACUUCACAUACAUAAAUCCCAGUUGAUUUUUGAAAUGUCAAUGUAAAAGGGAAUCUGGAAGACAAAUAGUGUCUCUUGGGUGGGGGAGGGAAGAGGUUCAUUCUAUGUUUGAAAUAACAUGGGAUUUAAUUUUGGACUAUUUAAAGCAUGUAUGUUUUGCACUUUUUUUGUUUUUACAAUGUUUCUGGUUGAAUUGUUUUUUCCUAUUUGUUCUUAAAAGAAAUGUGAUAAGUUUUGAAUUUUCUUGAGCUAAUUUCAAAAGGCUGUUUUAUGCACUCCCAAAUUUUGAUUUCUUUGGUUUAAGUAAGAAAUCCAUUUUCCCCUCUCCUUCCUCUUCCAACCUUAGAAUUUUAAUUUCUAUCUCCUUCCCCCCCCCCCCCCCCCCCCCCCCCCCACCUUGUGUGAUCGAUCAACAACCCUUAAAGCUAUUUCAGAAUCAGAUUUGUCACCAACUUGAAUUGAUUCUGGCUUUGUUCACUGAGUAUCCUGGAAAAUCUGCUGAAGUUUUGAUCAAUAUUCUAAAUAAAUAUCGGUAGUGCUAAAAAGUUGUAUUUUUCCUUCAAGUCGCAAUUUAACCCAAUGAUGCUAAAUCUUGCAUUGCAUGGAUGUAACCCUAGAAAUAGUGACUGCAUUGAUUGUCAGUUUUCAGAAUUCUGUAGAUUAUGGCACAGUUCCUGCAGAUCGGAGUGUGGCACAUGUAAUCCUAUUUUUUUUAGAAACAAGAGGAAAAAAUAAGGAGAGGGAAAUACAAGGGAAAACCACAGACCUGCUUACCUAACAUCAAUGGUGAGGAAAAUGCUGGAGGGUAUUUAUAAAGGAGACAAUAACAGGACACUUGGAAAAUAAUAGUGGGAAUAGACAAGGUCAGCAUGGAUCUCUGAAAGGGAACUUGUGUUUGACAAACCUACUGGAGAUUUCUUUUUAAGGAUAGAACUGGAAAAGUAGAUAAGGGAGAACCAGUAGAUAUGGUGUACUUGGAUUUUCAGAAUGCUUUUAAUAAGGUCCCACAUUGGGUUAUUACACAAAAUUAAAGCACAAGACAUUUGUGGUAAUGUAUUGGCAUGGAUUGAAAACUGGUUGACAGGAAAUGGAAUAGGGAAAAUCACUGGUCUUUUCAGACUGAUGGGCAAUAACUAGUGGGGUACCACAAGGAUCAGUGCUUAAGCCUAAAUUAUUUGGAUCAUGGCCAAAUGUAAUGUUUCUAAAUUUGACAGUAUCACUACACUGGGUGGGGUUACAAAUUGUGAGGAAGAUACAAAGAAGCCUUAAGGCAACUUGGAUCGUGAGAGUUGCCAAGAAUCUGACUGGCCCAGUUUAACCGGGAUAAAUGUGAACUUUUUUUUAUGGGGGGGGAGGGAAAACAAACGGUUGAAUGAUAGGUUGGAGACUGUUGAUGUAAAAUGUUUUGAUGUCCUUGCUUUCAGUGACUGAUGUACAAGCAUGCAGGUGAAGCAAGCAGUUAAGAAAGCAAAUGGUAUGUUGCUCCUCACAAGAGGAUUUGAGGAUGGGAGCAAGGAUAUCUUGCUACAAUUGUUUUGGGCCAUGGUGAGACCACACCUGAAAUAUUGUGCAGUUUUGGCCUCCUUGCCAAAGAAGGGUUGUACUUGCCAUAGAAGGAAAACUGCAAAGGUUAAGCAGACUAAUUCCUCAGAUGGCAUGACAGUCUGAGGAGAGAUCGGGUUGACUAGGCUUUUAUUUAUCAGAGCUUUGAAGAAUGAGAGGAUCAAAUUGAAACUUAGGAACUGUCUGACAGGGUAGAAUGGAUGUUGAGAGGAUAUUUCCCAUGGCUGGCAAGUCUAGAAUUGAGGAUCACUAUUUCGGUUCAUGGGCAAGAGAACUGGGACUGAGGUGAGAAGUUUCUUCACUAGGUGUGGUGAAACUAAGGAAUUCAUUACCACAAAAGGCUUAGAGGCCAGGUCACUGAUUUUUUUUUCUUAAGUGGAUCAAUAAAUUUCAAGACUCAAGGCAUUGAGGAAUGGGGGGAGGGUGGGAAUAUAGUAUUAAGGUAUUUGAUCAUAUCAAAUAGCAGAGCAGGUAGAUGGGCUGAAUGGCCUGUUCCUAUUUUCUGUGUUUCUAUGACUGCAUUGAGGCUUCCUAAAAAUGUAUUUUUAGCUAAAGAAUUGAAGGAAUCUCUAAUGAAAUUAACAACCUGGGUAACAAAAUUUAUUUUGACUCUUCUUUGAAGGAAGUUAAGGGAGUAGAUUCUAUUCAUCUGGUGAGUCCUAAAAGACUCUUGGCUCUGAUUUGAGUGCAAGUCAUCUGUAACCUAGUGACCUGAAUUGCUUCAGGAUGAUCACAUUUGAGAUUUGAAAAGAAUUGAUUUGGACACUGAUCUGCUCAAAAUCAUACUUCCAGCCAUUGCCAAUGAAAACAGAUUAUGUGGUCAUGUAUAAAACAGCUUUUGUGAUCUACAGUUGGCAUAUUGCCUACCAUUUUCCCCAGGUGAUUAACACUAAUAGAUCAAAGGGAUGGGAAUGCAGUGGGUUGCUUUGUGUUGGAAUGAGUGUUUAUACUGCUUUGCUGAUUUUUUUUUGAAAUUGCACUUGUAAAAGUAAUCCUGGCUUGGGUUUUAAGAAUAAAUUUAAAAGUAAUUGUG